Paramecium sonneborni is the source of this 1817-nucleotide messenger RNA. The record is from the annotation of a GenBank genome assembly. NCBI's taxonomy places the organism in Eukaryota, Ciliophora, Oligohymenophorea, Peniculida, Parameciidae.
UAUGAAUUAAGAUAUUUAGACAUAGGAAUAAUUGAUAGAGUACUUAAGUUAAAUAGAUCAAUAACAUUUAAUUACGUAUAUAAACAACUAUACUCAACAACAGGUAACAGAAUUCAUAGAUCAAAUAAAUUAACUUAACAAGAAUUAUCCAGGAGGAAUAAAAGAGUAUGCAAAUAGAGCAAGAAAAGUAUGAAUUGAAAUAAAUUAUAUUAAAGUUAUUACUUGAUGCAUCCGAAGAUGUAAAUCCAUUUGCUGAAUAUACAGCUCAUGUACCAUAAGGAUAGAAUGUUGAUAUAUAUUCAGAUGAAUAUUUAAGAUUAGAAUAAUUAGGAGUAGAGGAAAUAAAAGACACAUGUUUUGUAUUGGUAGCAGGUGGUUUAGGUGAAAGAUUAGGUUAUGAUGGAAUAAAAGUAGGUUUACCAAUAGAUUUGGUUACAAAUACUACUUAUUUAGAAUAUUAUUGUUAAUUUAUAUUGAAUUUAUAAAGAAAACAUGGAAAUAAGUAAUUACCAUUUGCAAUAAUGACAUCUGAUGAUACUCAUAAAUUAACAUUAUAAUUAUUAGAGAAUAAUUUAUAUUUUGGAUUAUAAAAAGAACAAGUUAAUUUAAUUAAAUAAGAGAAAGUACCAGCAAUGUUAGAUAAUUUAGCUCAUUUUGCAUAAAUACCAGGAAAGUUAUUAAUAGAUACUAAACCACAUGGUCAUGGUGAUAUUCAUACAUUAUUAUAUAUGUCUGGAUUAGCUUAAAAAUGGAAGAAUGAAGGAAGAAAAUGGUUAUUUAUAUUUUAAGAUACAAAUGCACAAGCAUUUAGAGCAUUACCAGUAGUAUUAGGUGUAAGUAAAGAAAAUUAAUUUGAAUUAAAUUCUGUUGUUGUAAGUCGUAAACCAGGAGAAGCUGUAGGUGCUAUUUGUUAUUUAGUUGAUAAAAAUAAUAAGGGUUUAACAUUAAAUGUUGAAUAUAAUUAAUUAGAUCCAUUAGUCAAAGCUUAAGGAGGUGAACCUGUAGAUGAAUAAGGAUAUUCUAAAUAUCCAGGUAAUAUUAAUUGUCUAUUAUUUUCAUUAAAUGAAUAUGAAACUGUACUUUAAGAAACUAAAGGAUUAAUUGCUGAAUUCAUUAAUCCUAAAUAUGCAGAUGCUACUAAAACUAAAUUCAAAUCAUCAUCUAGAUUAGAAUGUAUGAUGUAAGAUUAUCCUAAAUUACUUGGACCAUAAAAUAAAGUUGGAUUUACUGCUUUAAAUAGAAGAUUCUGUUUCUCAGCUUGCAAAAAUGAUCUUAAUACUGCUUUAGCUAAAUAAAAAACUAAUUUACCAUUAGAAUGUGCAGCAUCAUCUGAAAAUGAUUUCUAUUGGUUAAAUGCAGAGUUAUUAAGAAUGGCUGGUGUAACUAUUCCAGAUUCAAUUUCAGAUGAAGUUAACUAUAAUGGAUUAGAAUUCAAAUUUGGACCUAAAAUUGUAUUACAUCCAUCUUUUGGUGUUACACUCUCUGAAAUCAAAUCUAGAAUUAAAGGAAGUAAAUAUAUUUAUUAAUUCAUUAUUUUUUAGAAGUUUAAAUUUCAUCAAAUUCAACUGUUAUAUUAGGUGGAUAAGCAGAAUUACAUUCAGUUAAUAUUGAUGGUUAUGCUUAAUUAUUUGGAAAUGGUAAUUAAUUAAAAUUAUUUUUAUUUUUUUAGGUUAAUUUAAUGUAGAUAUUAAAGAUCUUAAUUCACCCAAAUUAGUAUCAUUAGAAUAAUAAGAUGGUAUACCAGGAUAUUUAAAAAUAAGAGGGUAUAGAUUAUAAAAAUGAGUUAUUAUUUUACAAAAUUACAAAUUGCAAAUUAU